This is a messenger RNA of Pararge aegeria (speckled wood butterfly), 1696 nucleotides long. RefSeq names its product aldehyde dehydrogenase X, mitochondrial-like. The record is from RefSeq and is a predicted model, not a curated record. The transcript is spliced from 11 exons. Gene Ontology annotation, molecular function: aldehyde dehydrogenase (NAD+) activity. Lineage: Eukaryota; Metazoa; Arthropoda; Insecta; Lepidoptera; Nymphalidae. Bases 130 to 1596 code for a protein of 488 amino acids.
UUGGUAUGCCUAACCGGAGUGUUAUCAAUAGAGCUGGCUAUUUCGGCGCUAUUUUAAAUUUUAAAAACACAUCUCGCAAGACCGCGCUGCUGCAUAGUCGUGCGAUCCGGAUCACAAAAAACAUCAACCAUGGCGAAAGUCGAUAUUAAAUAUACCAAGUUGUUCAUCAACAACGAGUGGGUCGACGCAGUCAGCAAGAAGACCUUCGCAACUAUUAACCCUCAAGAUGAAACCGUCAUCACCAAAGUGGCUGAAGGAGACAAGGCCGACAUUGAUAUAGCUGUGGAGGCUGCAGUGAAAGCUUUCUACCGCUACUCCGAAUGGCGGCUUCUAGACGCAUCUCAGAGGGGCAGACUCCUCCUCAAGCUGGCAGAUCUUAUUGAGAGGGAUGCUAAAUAUCUUGGACAGCUAGAAACCUUGGACAACGGCAAACCUGUCGCCCAAGCCACCGGCGAAGCGAUGUGGUCUGCGCAAAUUAUCAGAUAUUACGCCGGCAAAGCUGAUAAAAUCUUAGGAAGCACUAUUCCAGCUGAUGGUGAGGUGCUUACAAUGACCCUUAAGGAGCCAGUUGGCAUUUGUGGUCAGAUCCUACCUUGGAACUAUCCAAUUCCCAUGUUCGUAUGGAAGAUCGCACCUGCUCUUGCCGCUGGCUGCACGGUGGUCGUCAAGCCAGCAGAACAGACUCCCCUCACAGCUCUUGCCGUAGCAGCCCUGGUCAAGGAAGCAGGUUUUCCAGCCGGCGUUGUCAAUGUUGUACCCGGUUAUGGCCCAACAGCCGGUGCUGCGCUUACAAAUCACCCAAAAGUUGACAAAAUUGCUUUCACUGGAUCUACUGAGGUGGGACGCAUUAUCAUGAAAGGUGCAUCGGAUGUCAACCUGAAACGCGUUACUCUUGAGCUUGGAGGAAAGAGUCCAUUGGUCGUUUUUAAUGAUGCUAAUGUUGACGAAGCUGCUGAAAUCGCCCACCGUGCUUGCUUUGCCAACGCUGGACAGUGCUGUGUUGCCGGUACAAGGACAUACGUACAAUCCGGCAUUUAUGACAAGUUCAUUGCCAAAGCUGCUGAAAUUGCCAAGAAGAGAACCGUUGGAAAUUCUUGGGAAGACGUACAACAGGGACCCCAGAUCGACUCAGACAUGUUCAACAAGGUGAUGGGCUACAUCAACGCAGGGAAGAAGGAGGGUGCGAAAUGUAUCGCUGGAGGUGACCGACUGGGCACCAAAGGAUUCUACGUCCAGCCAACAGUGUUCGCUGAUGUCAAGGAAAAUAUGAAAAUAGCAAGAGAAGAAAUCUUCGGGCCUGUACAGAGCAUCCUCAAGUUCGAGACCUUCGAGGAGGUCAUUGACCGCGCCAACGACUCCAACUACGGGUUAGGUGCUGGUGUUAUCACCAACGACGUCGCCACUGCUUUGGCGUUCAUUAGACACAUUCGUGCUGGCUCCGUUUGGGUCAACACAUACGAGGUUGUUACACCACAAACUCCGUUCGGAGGAUUCAGAGAAUCUGGCAUCGGCCGUGAAUUGGGAGAAGAUGGAAUCCUGCAAUAUUUGGAGAAUAAAACUGUCACCCUUAGCCUGCCGAAGAAGCCACGCGUUUAAUAAAAGAAGCAAAAUCGAACUGACAUCAAUGUUAUUUAUUUUAAGUUCCAGUGAACUCUGAAUUUGUAUAUUUUACUAUACAAUGUACCCAAUAAAAUAA